GGAGAUGAUUGUAAUGGUGCGUAAAAUAAGAAGAAAACUCGCGGCAGUUGCAGACGGAAGAAGGAAAAGAAAGGAAAGUUUUGUCUUCUCCGGGAAACUGCUGUUUAAGCUGUCUCCAUAUCUGCCACACCAGACCAUACCACAGCUGACGCACGCACAGACGCAGUGCACGGCCUCACACUCUCAAGUCUCUAUCCUAUCCAAUCCCUUUCCAUAAUUACUCUUAAAUCCACUCCAAUACAUCCAAAAAAUUUAAGCCCUCAUUUAUUUUUUGUUUUGUGUAUCAUCUCCGAUUUUUUCAAUCAAUCUCUCUCUACUGGCGGUGGUGGUGAUUUUGGGGCAUGGCGCUUCCUGCGGCUGUUGUCAUCGUGCCAUUGGGACUUCUGUUCUUCUCGUAUGGCCUUAUUAUUAAUCUCAUUCAGGCUAUCUGCUUUGUCCUUAUUCGGCCAUUGUCUAAGAACACAUACAGAACGAUUAAUCGAGCUUUGGCGGAGUUGUUGUGGCUGGAUCUUGUAUGGGUUUUUGAUUGGUGGGCUGGAGUUAAGGUUCAAUUGUUUACAGAUCAGGAGACUCUCCAUUUAUUGGGCAAAGAACAUGCACUUGUCAUGUCCAACCACAGAAGUGACAUUGAUUGGCUUGUUGGAUGGGUUUUGGCUCAGAGGGCAGGAUGCCUUGGCAGUGCAAUAGCUGUCAUGAAGAAAUCAUCAAAAGUCCUUCCGGUAAUAGGUUGGUCCAUGUGGUUUUCUGAAUACCUCUUUCUGGAAAGAAGUUGGGCCAAGGAUGAAAACACUUUAAAGUCAGGUCUCCAACGGCUAAAAGAUUUCCCUCGACCAUUUUGGUUGGCUCUUUUUGUUGAAGGAACGCGUUUUACACAGGCAAAGCUUUUAGCAGCUCAGGAAUAUGCAGCCUCAGAAGGGCUCCCUAUUCCUAGGAAUGUUUUGAUUCCUCGUACUAAGGGUUUUGUUUCAGCAGUGAGUAAUAUGCGCUCAUUUGUUCCAGCCGUUUAUGAUGUUACAUUAGCCAUCCCCAAAAGUUCGCCUCAACCUACAAUGCUCAGGCUCUUCAAGGGUCAAUCCUCAGUGGUGCAUGUACACUUGAAACGGCAUUUGAUGACAGAUCUACCUGAAUCAGAUGAUGCUGUUGCGCAAUGGUGUAGAGAUAUUUUUGUUGCAAAGGAUGCAUUAUUGGACAAGCAUAACACUGAAGACACAUUCAGUGACCAAGAAUUGCAGGACAUUGGCCGACCAAUUAAGUCUCUUGUGGUUGUUACGUCCUGGGCAUGCUUGCUUGUUUUUGGGGUCUUGAAGUUCCUCCAGUGGUCUUCACUUAUGUCCUCGUGGAAGGGUAUUGCGAUAUCGUCAUCCGCACUGGCUGUCAUUACUGUCCUUAUGCAGAUAUUGAUUCGAUUUAGUCAGUCAGAGCAUUCGACACCUGCCAAGGUUGUCCCAGCAAAGCCCAAGAAUGCAGGAGAGCCAUCAGAAACAGGACAAGACAAACAACAUUAAGUCACAUUCUGUUAGUUAAAUCUCACACAUAGCAAUAACUUAAUCAAAUGCCUUUUUGUGAUGAUACAUUUAGUGUCUCCCUCUCUGUAAAACUUGUAUGUUUUCAUUUUAGGGUAGUAUGAACAGUUAUGUCUUUAAUUUUGUGAGUUGCACAUAUUGUAUGCAUGUCAGUUCAUUUUUGUCCAGUCAAUUAGGUUCAUUCUGUACAUUGUAUCAACAGUGGCUCUAGCAUGUAUGUAUCAGUGCUCUGAUUAGGGCUA
Messenger RNA from Hevea brasiliensis (rubber tree), 1765 nucleotides. Its product is annotated as 1-acyl-sn-glycerol-3-phosphate acyltransferase 2. The transcript has 11 exons. Gene Ontology annotation, molecular function: 1-acylglycerol-3-phosphate O-acyltransferase activity. The record is from RefSeq and is a predicted model, not a curated record. Gene Ontology annotation, cellular component: endomembrane system. Bases 342 to 1505 code for a protein of 387 amino acids. NCBI's taxonomy places the organism in Eukaryota, Viridiplantae, Streptophyta, Magnoliopsida, Malpighiales, Euphorbiaceae.